CCCACUGAGCAAGGCCAGGGAUUGAACCUACAACCUCAUGGUUCCUAGUCGGAUUUUUUUACCCUGUGCCACGAUGGGAACUCCACAAUAUUCUGAUUUGUAUAGAAAUAUGUGUUACCAUUAACCUCUAAAUUAUACUCUCCAUACAAAACCACACAAAUACACCUACUUACAAAAGACCAUCAAUUUACCUUUAUCCACUUCCCAGCCACAUUUCAGGGACUAAUCUAGAAAUUUAAUACUAAAUUCUUAUCUAUUUAGGCAUUGUUUUUGGAUUCUACCUUUGUCAUCCAAAAUAUCAGUUAUUUUUCCAGAAUACAUCAUGCUUUUUAGGUACAGGAUCAGCAGAUUUCCUAGGUUAUUUGUCAAAAUCAACAAACAUUCCAGAGCAGUAGCCCAGAGCGCCAAGGCCACUCUCAAGAGCAGAGCACCCUGGGAUGAUGAAAUUCACAUUCUUCAUUUUGAGUGAAAAUUCUGCUUUCCAGAUUGUCCACCUCCCCACUCCAUGCCUGUAAUUUUGAAAUUUUGGCUCUCCUGCCGGGUUCUGCUAUCUGGGAAAAAAAAAAACCCACAGGACUGCAUACAUUGAAUAUUAAAUGGGGUCAGGCCUGAGGGAGAAUCUAAACAAUGGUAUUACAUGUCUUUAUUGAGAAUGUAUCCUUGAGACUGCUUCUCCCUCCUGCAGAGAAGGUAGGAUUAUCACCCUCCUCAUCCCCAUUAGCUGCAGCAUUUAUUUGAUCACCAGUUGGUAAAAUAUGAUUGUGACCACAAGCUACUCUAAUAGGCAGCAUCUUUGCUCCAAAGAUGCAGUGAUUUCAAGAUGCCCCUUGUUUCUUUCUCCAUAGGAACCAGACCUCGAAGAGCUCAGGUUAGGGAUGUCCUCUUGCAACACCUCCAUCCCUCAGCCCUUGAUAUUUGUCCUGGCUGGAAUUCCUGGCCUGGACUCUUCCCAGGGCUGGUUCUCUGUGCCUUUUUUCUUGGUGUUUGUCACUGCAGUCAUUGGCAAUGCCACCAUCUUGUGCAUCGUCCGGAUGGAGAAGAGUCUUCAUGAGCCCAUGUUUCUCUUCUUGGCCGUGCUGUCGGCCGUUGACCUGUCUCUGGUCACGGUCACGGUGCCCCGCAUGCUGGGUAUCUUCUGGAUGAAUGCCAAGGAAAUCAGCUUCAGUGCCUGCCUCACACAGAUGUUUUUCAUCCCUUUAUUUUAUGUCAUGGAGUCUGGGAUCCUCCUGGCUAUGGCUUUUGACAGAUUUGUGGCUAUCUGGCACCCUCUGAGAUAUACAACCAUCCUUUCUAACAAUGUGCUUGUGAAGAUAGCCCUAGCCGUCCUAGCCAGGGCAGUGGCGGUGCUGACGCCAGCACCCAUCCUGGCAAAAAGACUGGGACAUUUCCAAACUCACGUCAUUGCUUACUCAUAUUGUGCCUACAUGGCUGUGGUGCAGAUAGCCUGCGGAGACAUCUCUGAUCACAUCGUCUACGGCCUUAUGGUUCUUGUAGCAUCUGUGGGAUUUGAUCUGUUUUUCAUCAUUCUGUCAUAUGGGCUGAUCCUUCGUGCCGUCUUCCGGAGAUCCUCUUGGGAGGCACGGGGCAAAGCCCUCAGCACAUGUGGCUCUCAUCUUUGUGUCAUUGCUCUCUUUUAUUCUCCUGUUGUCUUUUCUGUCUUGGCCCAGAUUUUAGGCUACCAUAUGGCUCCCUAUCUACAGAUUAUCAUUGACAAUCUCUACUUCUUGGUGCCUCCCAUGGUCAACCCUUUAAUUUAUGGGGCCCGGACCAAGCAAAUGCGGGAGUGGGUGCUACGGAUCUUUCGCUGUCAUAGUGAGUGAGGUUGGUACUUGAGGUGGACAGGAGAUCUGGGAUAUGAAGCGGUGAAUCAUGGUGAGUUGGAGGUAGAGAUAACUCCCGCAAGAAUGGAGGCUUUGUGGGGAAAGGAAUAACUAAGGUAAGGGAAUGGUGCAGUGUGGAUAUGUAACUGGAGUAUGUUAUUUCCAUCAAGAUGUAAUUGUUAUGAAAUUCUCAUGCUCAGAACCCUCCCCAAAUGCUUCUACAAUUAAUAAAGUGGAAGGGCAUUUUGGUGUUAAUUUUAUUGCUGAUCCAACUAAUCACGUCAUAUCAGAUAAAUUGGAAGCACAUAUUUUCAAAUGAGGUGAAAAGGAAUUUAAGCAUGUUUCUCAAGCCCUGUGGGCAAACAUGAUUAUCCAAAGAUGUUUGUUGCUUCAAUGAUUUUUCUUCCACAUUGAUGUUUCAGAUAUUUCCCCAACACAGAAUUCUAUAUCAUUGAAAAUAACCCUAAUGGGAAGAACCAUGUAUAAAUACUCAUGAUGUAUCAAUGAUUAAUGAGCUCCUUUUAUCUCAGAAGGGUUUUAAUAGAGAUGAAUCAUCUUUAAAGUGUUACAUUUGUGUCAGAAUAUGGAACCAAUAUACAGUAGUCUGGACUGGAUAGGUAAAUGUUUUACAAAUGGAACAACAGCAAAAGCAACAAAAAGGCAAAAAACCGCUAAACAACAAAAAAGGCUUUUUUGAGGAAUCUCCAUCUCCAUAGCAAUUGUGCCAGUUUACAUCCCCACCGACAGUGUAUGAGGGUUCCCUUUUCUCCACACCCUUGCCAGCUCUUGUUAUGGCUUGUAUUUUUGAUAGCCAUUCUGAUGGUGUGUGUUGAUAUCUCAUUGUGGUUUUGAUUUGCAUUUUCCAUAAAUUAGUGAUGUUGACCAUCCUCUCAUGUGCCUCUUGGCCAUCUGAACAAGAGCCAGCUAUUCUGGGUAUUUAUACAAAAGCAAUCAUUUAAAAAACAUAUGCCAGUGUUCCCCUUGUGGCUCAGUGGUAAGGAACCUAACUAGUAUCCAUGAGGACGUGGGUUUGAGCUCUGGCCCUGCUCAGUGGGUUAAG
Molecule: messenger RNA, 2880 nt
Organism: Sus scrofa (pig)
Lineage: Eukaryota; Metazoa; Chordata; Mammalia; Artiodactyla; Suidae
Product: olfactory receptor 52B2-like
Biological process (GO): G protein-coupled receptor signaling pathway
Cellular component (GO): plasma membrane
Molecular function (GO): G protein-coupled receptor activity; olfactory receptor activity
Source: RefSeq, a predicted model, not a curated record